AUGGCUUCUCUUUUUGAUGAUCUCCUUCUCCCAACGAACGUCCCGAUUCCCGACGGAUUCAACCUUCGUGCGCUUCGCAACGACGAUUUCGGAUAUUUGGAGCUGCUGAAACAGCUCACUUCCGUAGGAUUUAUCAAUCAGCUGGUUUUCCGAAAGCGAUUCGACGCGAUGAAAAAGGCGAAAUCGUAUUAUAUCGUCGUUCUGGAGGAAGUUCAGUCUUCAAAAAUCGUCGGCGCCGCCACACUCCUCAUCGAAUUCAAAUUUAUUCACGAGGCAGGUACACGUGGCAGAAUCGAAGACGUCGUUGUCGAUGAGAGAAUGCGUGGCAAGAAGCUGGGCGGUCUUCUGAAUCAAGUGCUUGUUGAGAUGGCUAAAACGAUCGGCGUCUACAAACUCUCGUUGGAAUGUAAGACUGAGCUAAUCCCAUUCUAUCAGAAAUUCGGAUACCAGAAGAAUCUGCACUUCCUUGACCAGCGAUUCGAGGAGGAUUCGGAAACCCCAGUCAAGCAAUGGCCAAAGCCGCGUGGCGAUGCGCUUUUCAACGAGGAUCUCAUCCCAUCCAGUGUCAAGACACCAUCAGAAAUCCGUGUCCGAUCCCUUCGCCCUAACCAUCAAGACGACUACCUGAAGCUUCUGGAGCAGCUAACGUCGGUUGGCUUCGUGUCGAAACACGAUUUCGAGCAGAGAUUCUUGUCUAUGAAGAACGCCGACACCUACUUCAUCGUGGUUCUUGAAGACGUCACAACGUCGAAAAUCGUCGGCGCAGCUAGCCUUGUCGUUGAGUUCAAGUACAUCCACGAGUGUGGCCUUCGCGGAAGAAUCGAAGACGUCGUCGUUGACGAAGCGAUGCGUGGAAAGAAGCUCGGCGUGCUGCUCAACAAAAUUCUCGUCGAGAUGGCUCGUGAGCUUGGCGUCUACAAGUUGUCGUUGGAGUGCAAGACUGAGCUGUGCCCGUUCUACACGAAAUUCGGAUACAAAGAGAAUAUCAAUUUCAUGGUUCAGCGAUUCGAGGAACCAACUCAGUCGAUUAACACAUUUUUUGAAAUUUGA
Messenger RNA from Caenorhabditis briggsae, 1050 nucleotides. It is a transcript of the gene Cbr-gna-2, whose product is annotated as Protein CBR-GNA-2. Gene Ontology annotation, biological process: UDP-N-acetylglucosamine biosynthetic process. NCBI's taxonomy places the organism in Eukaryota, Metazoa, Nematoda, Chromadorea, Rhabditida, Rhabditidae. The record is from RefSeq and is a predicted model, not a curated record. Gene Ontology annotation, molecular function: glucosamine 6-phosphate N-acetyltransferase activity; monosaccharide binding. The transcript is spliced from 3 exons. Gene Ontology annotation, cellular component: endoplasmic reticulum-Golgi intermediate compartment; Golgi apparatus; endoplasmic reticulum. Bases 1 to 1050 code for a protein of 349 amino acids.